UUACACUGUACACAUGAAUUCAACAAAACGGGUACCCGUGAGAGUUGUCAGCAGAAGCUGUGGAGAGCGCAUCCAGAGUAAAUGAUACCGGUUAUAACUCCAUAUUCGAUCUCUGACCCGCAUUCCUUUAAUACAAACAACAAUUUUACACUGUGAUUUUUGAAAAAAAAUAUUCGAAAAAAAUAUAUAUAGAAAAGAAAUAUAUAUACAUAUAUAUAUAUUCUUUGAGAAGUAUUAUGUACCAGAGUGUCGUGUGAUUAUAUAGUGUGUGAGGAUCGCCAUUGACAUGAGUUGUGAGUCUAGUGUUUACUGAGGGAGUUCUUACAUGUUCGGGGCGCCAGAAACCAACCCACCGAGAAUACUACCGCCAACAGCAUCAACACAUAUGAAGGAGGAACCGCUGCAGCAGUCGACAGGACAACCUGCCCCAAUUAGGAACUGGAUGCAGCCCACGGUCGUCGAUCAGGGUGGGGGAAGUGUUGGGUUCGGACGAGCACACUUUGAGAAACAACCCCCAAGCAAUCUACGGAAAAGCAAUUUCUUCCAUUUUGUUUUAGCUUUGUAUGAUAGGCAAGGCCAGCCUAUCGAAGUAGAAAGAACAGCUUUCAUAGAUUUUGUUGAGAAAGAACAAGUAAGUUUACAGGAACCCGAGGGUCCAAAGACAAACAAUGGAAUACACUAUAGGCUACAACUUCUCUUUGCCAAUGGAGUUCGGCAGGAGCAGGACCUUUAUAUCCGCCUCAUUGACUCCGUCACAAAGGGGGCAAUCGUUUAUGAAGGUCAAGAUAAAAACCCGGAAAUGUGUCGGGUGCUUCUUACACACGAGGUGAUGUGUAGUCGCUGCUGUGAUAAGAAGAGUUGUGGAAACAGAAAUGAAACUCCUUCAGACCCCGUCAUCAUAGACAGAUUUUUCCUAAAGUUUUUUAUGAAGUGCAAUCAAAAUUGUCUAAAAAAUGCUGGUAAUCCUCGGGACAUGCGACGAUUCCAGGUGGCCGUUUGCUCCACGAUGUCAGUUGAGGGUCCACUUCUGGCUAUUUCGGAUAAUAUGUUCGUACACAACAACUCUAAACACGGCCGUCGAGCUAGGCGGUUAGAUCCAACAGAAGGAGAUGCUUGGUUUCUGGCAGACUCAUAUGGCAGAUUCUCUAAGUAUCCCCGGGACACAGCCAUUCUUACGACACCCUGUAUCAAAGCUAUAUGUCCCAGUGAAGGCUGGACAACAGGGGGGACAACCGUCAUCAUCAUAGGAGACAACUUUUUCGACGGCCUUCAGGUGGUUUUUGGAACCAUGCUUGUUUGGAGUGAGCUGAUAACGUCACACGCCAUCCGAGUACAGACACCCCCUAGACACAUCCCCGGGGUCGUGGAGGUCACUCUGUCCUACAAAUCUAAACAGUUCUGCAAAGGUGCGCCGGGCCGUUUUGUCUACACAACAUUAGCUGAUCCUACCAUAGAUUAUGGCUUUCAAAGAUUGAUGAAGCUGGUCCCGCGACAUCCUGGUGAUCCUGAGAGACUUCCUAAGGAAAUAAUUCUGAAGCGAGCAGCAGAUUUAGCCGAGGCAUUGUACAGUAUGCCAAGAAAUCAUAAUCAACUUUCUCUUCCACCUCCCCGAUCCCCUGCCAUGAACAAUGGCUCACCUAUGUCCAGUUUUAAUUCAUACGCCGGUCAGCUAGCGGUCAGUGUACAAGAUACCAAUGGCCAAUGGGAAGAAGGUUACACAAGAGGCCAAGCUUCAAGCGUUUCCCCCAGGGGAUAUGGUUCAAAUGGCUCCACGCCCCAUAGCAACGGAAGCAGUUAUAGCUCAACGGCCAUGAAUGGCUACCAUGGCGGAAGUCUGGGAAAUAUGGGAAUGAGCAGUAUCGUCGCGUCGCCAUUCUCCGCUGUUAAUCCCUUUGCUCUACCGACGUGUAAUGGUCAAACGUACGGCAGCUCACUAAUAUCAUCGGCUAAAUGAUCAUCCUAGCCCGUUGCUACUUAGCAACCGACUAUAACGAUAUACCCCAAAGUGGACCAGAAUGUGCGAGACGACAUCCAAAUUGCGACAUUUUAUCCUUACAGAACAUUUGCUGAAUGGAGAAAAUGAUGCCGUGAUCUGUAUUCUACAGAAAGUGAUUCUACUUUAGACAAAAGGAUGUUGUAAUAUACACAGAACAUUUUCAGACUUGAAUGUGGGGGUGUCAUACACUAAUGCACGGGCUAGCCUAUAUAUAGAUUGUUGAUUUGCAGACGAGGACGGUGAAUAAGUGUGAGCAUUUCCAUCAUACCACAUGGUCAAUCACGUGAGAAAGGAAAGAUUGUUACAAACAAAUGCCUUACUAUGAAUUGCUCAUUUUAAUUAACAGGGAUUCGUCAUCAGUGACCAAUGUGUAGCCAUUGUCAGUCUUUUACGGUGACAUAGGUUUCUUAUUUUAUUUUAAAGUUACUUGGGCCUCCAACCAUCAUCUCCACUGACCACAGUGCUACAGUUCUCGUCUUAAGUCACGAGACUGCAUCGAGACAUUGUUUAAACAUGGCGGCCAACGUCUCAAAUAAGCAUCACAAUAGCUCACAAAUCUUCAUUGACUAAAAGGUUGAUUGAGAAAUGAUGUUACCCUACAGUGCUGUGAAUAUGUUUCAUGGACUUUAUUUAAAUGUGAUAAUAUGGAAAUACAGAUAGUGUACUUCCAGUUUCUGUUUUUUUUAUAAUUAUUUACUUACUAUUGAUACAGAGGUAUUGUGUUUUAUCAUUAUAUUAAUACUUACAUGUUAAACCGACUUCUAUAUUUAUUUAUAAGUUUAUCUUUAUCUAGUCUAUAUUGUUCUGUCUAUUUCUAGUCAUUAUGGAUAGGAUUUCAGUAGGAUUUUGUUUUUACUUAAUGUAAUUUGACACUUAUUUUCUUAUAUUUCUUCAUUCUUGUUAUACACUUAUAGACUUAGAGCAAGAAAACGAUUAUUUAAGUCAAAACCAUCAAUAAGAUCGUGAAUUGAAUUAUUAUCCUGUAAGAUAAUGAAGGAACUUGAGUACAGACAUAAGGUGACAUCCAUAUCUUUUCCCUUCAUGGUCUGGUUUUCGUCUGGUUUUCGGCCUGGUUUUCGGAACGGGAAAUCAGUAUCGGGCGCAUGCGCAACGUUUCAUUAUACUAUACUUGUUAUAUAAUCUAGUCAAAACAACAACAUUGUCUUUAGCCUAUCCUGCUCAAUACUCGCACAAACAGUGAUUGACUCAUUUAUUUGUGUGCCAAAUCCAUAGUUUAAGAUGUUAAAAACAGAUUUGAUCAUUGGAACCUCGUUAAUCCUUUUAAUUCGGUUUUUGACUAUUCGGUAAUUCCUUUGACUGAACGUUAUACGUUGUAAAUUCCUUCAUUUUUGUUUCGAAGUUCAGAAAGUUGUUCCGCAUAAUUGAUUAAUUCGGAAAUAGACGGACUAACGAGGUUCUGCUUUAUCGCAAAUAUUAUUAACGUCGAUAAUUGUUAUUACCUAUGUUUAUUUAUAUCUUCAAUUAAUUUUAUCGAUAAGACUUUUAAAUGUACUUUUUCGAGAAUAUGUCUUUCUUCUUAAAAGUUUUAUUCUUUCGAAUGUUUCUGCUUUUUACAAAUUUUGUUAAAUUGUUGUAACAAAAUUGAUGCUAGUCUGUACGUGUGUUAUAGUAAAUCCUACCUGCAGUGUUAUAAAUCUUACACGUAAAUAUAUGUCCUUGUGGGCGGUGGUAAAAGAGUCAUUCCAUCGCUGGGAGUAUAACAGAACUUCACUUGGUUAAAUGAUAACGUAUAUCUAAUUAUAAAACAAAACACCGAAAUAAGAGUUUGUAGUUUAAUUUAAGUAGUUUGCACAUUUAAAUUAUUUCUUAAGAAAAUAAUUGAUUGCAUGUUAGGUUGAAAUAUUGCCACAAAUUUAUUUUUACAAAAUUUACGUAUCUAGUCAUUCGACAUGGUGAUCUCUGAACUCUCUAGUGGAGACAGAAUAGUGUUGCAAGUUACAGUGUGUAUCUGUCUUUCCGUCCGAAUGGAAUAAAUAUCUGCUUAAAGUUGAAAAUAAAUGGUUACCGUACAGUGUGUCUUUUUCAAAGAUAACUUCACGAUAAGUGUUUAUUUAUAUUUCUUUCUCAAAAGGGAAACAACUCUCACAAUCUUUAAUUCGCUCAGAUGAUCUUGUUUGAUUGACAAUGUAUCAGCAUCUCUAGUUCAUGUGUAACUCACCUAGACUAUUUAACUAUUGCUGUUUUGCCUAAAUUAUUAUACCUAAAUUAUGGAGUAAUAUUUUUAUACACGUCUUUUCAUAAGUAAAAGAAACCCUGUCACAUUUUAUACAGAACUAAAAUAUUGUCAUUCCACAUAUUAAUAUAAUCAUAAUGAUAUCAAACAUACGUGAAUUGGAAAGUAAGAUUUGAUGUCAUUGAUAACGUCAAUGAACGACUUUUGCCCCUCGGUAAAUAUGAAUGCAUGAAUUGUAUAUAAGACAAUUGAUAUUUCCCCAGACUUUCAAAAGAUCACUGGAAAUUUCUUGACAAUAUGGAUUUCCAUUAUUUAUUUCUCAGCAAUUUGACUCAACACUUUUACGUUUCUUACAAACAACUUAAGAUAGCAGUAGGUAAAAAACAAUGCUUCUGAUGUGAAGUUACUACAAACAAAAUAGAAAUAGUGAUUUAAAUUUGUCAAAAAUUUAAAACAUCAAUAUUUCGAUUAUAUCGUAAGUUUACUGAAAUACAUUAAUUUCGUUAUAGAAAACAAAUCGAUAAAGCCUAUCUUUAACAAACGAGAUUUGUAUCGCAGAAUUUCUAUAAUAGAAAUGUCCCAAGGCUUUAUUCGGGGUUGUUUUUCAUAUUACACAACACUCAGGUCUGCUGUAUCUGUCAACUCAUUUUAAUUCUUUUGCAUGUUCAAAGAUAAUGAAUAUUAUUGUAUCAAUUUAACUUUGUCUAACUUUGAUGUAAAUUAUAUUUGAAUCUUUAAAACUAUGAAAAAUACAAAUAAAAAACUUUAAAAAUCAAA
This is a messenger RNA of Pecten maximus, 4967 nucleotides long. Its product is annotated as transcription factor COE3-like. The transcript is spliced from 15 exons. Gene Ontology annotation, molecular function: RNA polymerase II cis-regulatory region sequence-specific DNA binding; DNA-binding transcription factor activity, RNA polymerase II-specific. The coding region runs from base 326 to 1954 and encodes 542 amino acids. Gene Ontology annotation, biological process: regulation of transcription by RNA polymerase II. Lineage: Eukaryota; Metazoa; Mollusca; Bivalvia; Pectinida; Pectinidae. The record is from RefSeq and is a predicted model, not a curated record.